ACCGAGCGGGUGCCGCCACAAGCCUGGCUGGGACUUCCGCUGGGGCGGCCCUGCUCGCUCGGAGCUCUGGUCUGGGGGUCCCGUUGUAAGGGCCCGGAGAGCCGCCCGCUCUCCCCAGAGCCGCCCACUCUCCCCAGAGGUGCCCCCCCUCCCCAGACCCCCUCCCGCUUUUGCCUCGGCUUCCUCUGGGGCCCGAGCUCCCAGAAAGGGAUCCAAGAAGACGAUGGAGUCAGAGUGUAUCUACAACCUUCUGCAGCUCCCUACCAACGUGGAAGCCCCGCCUGUGGAAGAACUGGCUCAAGGAGAAAAAAAGAAAUAUUUACAGCCUGAUUCUCGAAAGAACUCAAAAUUCGAAGAGCUACAAAAGGUAUUGAUGGAGUGGAUCAAUAGCACCCUUUUUCGGGAACACAUAGUGGUCCAAAACCUGGAGGAAGACCUGUUUGAUGGCCUUGUUCUGCAUCAUCUCCUGCAGAAGCUCGCCUCUAUCACAUUGGAGGUUGAAGAGAUCGCUUUGACGGCUAGCAACCAGAAGAGGAAGCUCACUAUUGUACUGGAGGCACUGCACCAGUGUUUGCAGCUGGAGGAGAACUCAGCCAAAUGGAAUAUGGAGAGCAUCUUCAAUAAGGACUUGUUGGCCACUCUCCAUCUUCUGGUGGCCAUGGCCAAGCACUUCCAGCCGGACCUGGUCCUCCCUGCAAAUGUCCAAGUGGAAGUAGUAACAACUGAGAGCACCAAGAAUGGCUUAAAGACCGUGAAAUCUGUGGAGCAGAUCACCGAUUCCAACACGGAUUCAGAUCAGCAGUCAAAAGUCGACAUCUUUGAUGAAUUAUUUAAACUGGCCCCAGAGAAAGUGAAUGCUGUCAAAGAGGCAAUCAUGAAGUUUGUCAACAAGAAUAUGGAGCGUUUGGGGUUGUCUGUGAAAAAUAUUGAUACCCAGUUUGCAGAUGGAGUUAUUCUAAUUUUGUUGAUCGGGCAGCUUGAAGGCUAUUUCUUGAACUUGAAAGAUUUUUUCCUGACCCCCAGUUCUCCGGCUGAAAUGCUGCAUAAUGUUAACCUGGCCAUGGACUUGCUGAAGGAAGGAGACCUCCUUCAUUACCCGGUCAACCCCGAAGAUAUCACCAAUGGAGACACCAAAGCUAUUCUGAGGGUGCUCUACAGCUUGUUUUCCAAACACAAGAAGAAUGAGAUCCCCGAGGAGACCAAGAUUGCGGUUGGGAGUUAGGAGUCCUUGAAGCUGGUGCUCCUCCAGAGUGGUUUGUGUUUCAGCCAAUACGGUCUUUGCAUAAGUGUUUUACCCUUCAAGUAACAGGGAUCUGUGAGUGAGAAGUCAUGACAUAGUCUAAAACCUGGGAAUCUACUUAUGUUUUAUCCCCAAUAAAUGUGAGCUUACCUCUUAAAGAA
This is a messenger RNA of Antechinus flavipes (yellow-footed antechinus), 1401 nucleotides long. RefSeq names its product parvin gamma (gene PARVG). NCBI's taxonomy places the organism in Eukaryota, Metazoa, Chordata, Mammalia, Dasyuromorphia, Dasyuridae. The coding region runs from base 224 to 1222 and encodes 332 amino acids. The record is from RefSeq and is a predicted model, not a curated record. Gene Ontology annotation, biological process: actin cytoskeleton organization; establishment or maintenance of cell polarity; cell projection assembly. Gene Ontology annotation, cellular component: actin cytoskeleton; focal adhesion; cytoplasm. The transcript has 13 exons. Gene Ontology annotation, molecular function: actin binding.